This is a messenger RNA of Phyllostomus discolor (pale spear-nosed bat), 5656 nucleotides long. RefSeq names its product adenylate cyclase type 1. Gene Ontology annotation, molecular function: adenylate cyclase activity. The transcript has 20 exons. Lineage: Eukaryota; Metazoa; Chordata; Mammalia; Chiroptera; Phyllostomidae. Bases 1 to 3435 code for a protein of 1144 amino acids. Gene Ontology annotation, biological process: cAMP biosynthetic process; intracellular signal transduction; adenylate cyclase-activating G protein-coupled receptor signaling pathway. The record is from RefSeq and is a predicted model, not a curated record. Gene Ontology annotation, cellular component: plasma membrane.
AUGGCGGGGGCGCCGCGCGGCCGAGGCGGCGGCGGAGGCGGAGGCGGCGGUGCAGGCGGUGGAGGCGGUGCAGGCGGUGCAGCCGAGCCUGGGGGCGCCGAGCGGGCGGCCGAGUCGGGCUGCCGGCGCGGGCUGCGGGCGUGCGACGAGGAGUUCGCGUGCCCCGAGCUGGAGGCGCUGUUCCGCGGCUACACGCUGCGGCUGGAGCAGGCGGCCACGCUGAAGGCGCUGGCCAUGCUCAGCCUGCUGGCGGGCGCGCUGGCGCUGGCCGAGCUGCUGGGCGCGCCGGGGCCCGCGCCCGGCCUGGCCAAGGGCUCGCACCCCGUGCACUGCGUGCUCUUCCUGGCGCUGCUCGUGGUCACCAACGUCCGCUCGCUGCAGGUGCCGCAGCUGCAGCAGGUCGGCCAGCUGGCGCUGUUCUUCAGCCUCACCUUCGCGCUGCUCUGCUGCCCCUUCGCGCUCGGCGGCCCCGCCGGGCUCCACGCCGGGACGGCUGCGGGGCCGGCGGCCGCGGACCAGGGCGUCUGGCAGCUCCUCCUGGUCACCUUCGUGUCCUACGCCCUGCUGCCCGUGCGCAGCCUGCUGGCCGUUGGCUUCGGGCUUGUGGUGGCCGCCUCGCACUUGCUGGUCACAGCCACCUUGGUCCCCGCCAAGCGCCCACGUCUCUGGAGGACGCUCGGCGCCAACGCCCUGCUCUUCGUGGGCGUGAACGUGUAUGGGGUGUGUGCCCGGGUGCUGGCCCAGCGCUCCCAGCGGAGGGCCUUCCUGCAGGCGCGCACCUGCAUCGAGGACCGGCUGCGGCUGGAGGACGAGAACGAGAAGCAGGAGCGGCUGCUCAUGAGCCUCCUGCCCCGGAACGUUGCCAUGGAGAUGAAGGAGGACUUCCUGAAGCCCCCUGAGAGGAUUUUCCACAAGAUUUACAUCCAGCGGCACGACAACGUGAGCAUCCUCUUCGCGGACAUCGUGGGCUUCACGAGCCUGGCCUCGCAGUGCACGGCCCAGGAGCUGGUCAAGCUGCUCAACGAGCUCUUCGGCAAGUUCGACGAGCUGGCCACGGAGAACCACUGCCGGCGCAUCAAGAUCCUGGGGGACUGCUACUACUGCGUGUGCGGCCUGACGCAGCCCAAGAGCGACCACGCCCACUGCUGCGUGGAGAUGGGCCUGGACAUGAUCGACACCAUCACGUCCGUGGCCGAGGCCACCGAGGUGGACCUGAACAUGCGCGUGGGGCUGCACACGGGCCGGGUGCUCUGCGGUGUCCUGGGCCUGCGCAAGUGGCAGUACGACGUGUGGUCCAACGACGUGACCCUGGCCAACGUCAUGGAGGCCGCGGGCCUGCCCGGGAAGGUGCACAUCACCGAGGCGACGCUGGCGUGCCUGAACGGGGACUACGAGGUGGAGCCCGGCCACGGGCAGGAGAGGAACAGCUUCCUGAAGGCGCACAACAUCAAGACCUUCUUCAUCGUGCCCUCGCACCGGCGCAAGAUAUUUCCGGGGCUGAUCCUCUCGGACAUAAAGCCGGCGAAGAGGAUGAAGUUCAAGACCGUGUGCUACCUGCUGGUGCAGCUCAUGCAGUGCCGCAAGAUGUUCAAGGCCGAGAUCCCCUUCUCCAACGUCAUGACCUGCGAGGACGACGACAAGCGCCGGGCCCUGAGAACCGCCUCGGAGAAGCUCCGGAACCGCCUGUCCUUCUGCGCCAACGCCGCCCAGGCCGCCCCCGGCACCCGCGUCAACAGGUACAUCGGCCGCCUCCUGGAAGCGCGCCAGACGGAGCUGGAGACGGCGGACCUGGGCCUGUUCACCCUCCAGUACAAGCAGGCCGAGCGGGAGCGGAAGUACCACCAGCUGCAGGACGAGUCCUUCACCAGCGCCGUGGUGCUCGCCCUGGUCCUGGCCGCCCUGUUCGGCCUCGUCUACCUUCUGAUAAUCCCGCAGAGUUUGGCCGUCCUGCUCCUGCUGGUGUUUUGCAUCUGCUUCCUGGUGGCCUGUGUCCUGUACCUGCACAUCACCCGGGUCCAGUGUCUCCCAGGCUGCCUGACCAUCCGGAUCCGCACGGCGCUGUGCGUGUGCGUCGUCGUCCUGGUCUACGCCGUGGCGCAGGGAUGCGUGGUGGGCUGCCUGCCCUGGGCCUGGAGCUCCAGUCCCAACGGGUCCCUGGUGGUCCUGUCGCCCGGAGGCCGGAGCCCAGUGCUGCCUGCGUCGCCCUGCGAGGCGGCGCCCCACGCCCUGCUCUGCGGCCUCGUGGGCACGCUCCCGCUCACCACCUUCCUGCGGGUCUCCUCCCUGCCCAAGCUGGUCCUGCUGGCUGUGCUCAGCGCGUCCCAUGUCCUGGUGCUGGAGCUCAGCGGGUGCUCGGAGGCUGCGGGGGGCGGCGCCGGCCCCGCACGCAGCUUUGAGCCGGUCCUGGCGAUCCUGUUGUUCUCGUGCACGCUGGCCCUGCACGCCCGCCAGGUGGACGUCAAACUGCGGCUGGACUACCUGUGGGCCGCACAGGCGGAGGAGGAGAGGGACGACAUGGAGCGCGUGAAGCUGGACAACCGGAGGAUCCUCUUCAACCUGCUGCCGGCCCACGUGGCCCAGCACUUCCUCAUGUCCAACCCCCGCAACAUGGACCUCUACUACCAGUCAUACUCCCAGGUGGGCGUCAUGUUCGCGUCCAUCCCCAACUUCAACGACUUCUACAUCGAGCUGGACGGCAACAACAUGGGCGUGGAGUGUCUGCGGCUGCUCAACGAGAUCAUCGCCGACUUCGACGAGCUCAUGGACAAGGACUUUUACCGGGACCUGGAGAAGAUCAAGACCAUCGGUAGCACCUACAUGGCUGCGGCAGGGCUGGCGCCCGAGGCUGGGGCCAAGGCUAAGAAGUCCGUCUCCUCCCACCUCAGCACGCUGGCGGACUUUGCCAUCGAGAUGUUCGGCGUCUUGGAUGAGAUCAACCGCCAGUCCUACAACGACUUCGUGCUCCGCGUGGGCAUCAACGUCGGCCCCGUGGUGGCUGGCGUGAUUGGGGCCCGCCGGCCGCAGUACGACAUCUGGGGGAACACCGUGAACGUGGCCAGUCGGAUGGACAGCACCGGCGUCCCCGGCAGGAUCCAGGUGACCGAGGAGGUGCAGCGGCUGCUCAGGCAGGGCGCCUACCACUUCCUGUGCCGCGGCAAGGUCAGCGUCAAGGGCAAGGGCGAGAUGCUGACCUACUUCCUGGAGGGCAGGACGGACGCCAACGGCUCGUACACCAGGCCCCUGACCUCCAAGCGGAACGUGUGUCCUUACGGGGGAGCCGGCCCCCAGACCAGACUGGCUGCGGGCCACCCCCCGGUGGCCCCCAUGCUCGGCCACCCAGUUGGAGGUGGGCCGGGGGCGCGGCAGGGCUCAGGGCUCACGGCCCGGCCCCCUGACCCACCCCCACCCCCAGGAGCAGCUGGGAAGGAGGCCUAGGGGAGCCGUGCUGGCCGCUGGGGGCACAGGGCCCACGCUCGGCGCUUCCAUCACUCCAGCAGGACCAGCCCGGUCAGCGGAGCAGGGCUGGGCCGGCCGCCAGGCUGGGGCAGGGGCCAGCCCCACCAGCGCAGACACGGGGCUGCUCCACCCUGUCCUCGUGGCAGGGGCUGGCGGGGGCUGGCUGCCCAGGCCGGGCAGGCGAGUGCAGGGCUGCAGGCUCCCAGGGGAGCAGCCCGGAGUGGCCGGGAAUGAGGCCUGGGACCAGGUCCAGAGCCGCUGGGCCCCGGACAGACGGCCUGGGGAGACCGAGGAGCCUGGGCCCGUGGCCCAGGGCGGGGGCUGCUGGCCCCCUUCAAGAAUCACUUUUUGCCAAGAGCCAGAGGCCGGUCCCCUGCGGCCACGUCCCUGCCUUGUGACCGGUGUGUCCCGGUCGCGUGGGCUGUCCCCUGGCUCCGUCCUGCUCACCGUGCCGGUGGGUCAGCGUGGCCCUCACUUUCCGGGUGGCCUCUCGGGCUCCUGCGCGUGGACUGGGGUGCGUGGCGUCGCCGACCCUGGAGACAGGUGGCACUCACGGCCCGAGGAGCUUCCUUGUCUGAAGGUGUUUCUGGGGCGGAACCAGCUGCCCGGGAUGUGGUCUCAGCCGUAGAACUGGGUCCCCUGCAGCCAGCAGGGCCAGCGAUUACUUCCAGGAAGUGGGUGGGUCUGCGGGCGUGGGGCGUGGUCCCCUACUCGGGGAGACAGGCCGUGGCCCCGGAGCUGGGCUGUGCUGUCGCAGACGGAGGGGGGGGGCACUUUGCAGAGGGAGCGGUGGGUGUGGCUGCGCAGUGGGAGGCCCACUCUCCAGGGGGCCCCUGUGACCUUGUGUUCCCGUAGAGGUCGGGGAGGUCAGCAGAGUUGUCAGGGCAGGUCACAGGUGAGUGGACGCAGGGGGUGGGAGGUGAGGAUGCCCAACCACUGGCGUUGGGGCAGCGGGGGUCACCCCCCAACCCAGCGAGUGGGGGCAGGGGCCCGGGUGAGAGCCACACACCAGACGCACCAGGAGUCCUGUGAGAGCCUCAGCUGUGCUCGCGCAGGGCGGGGCCCCGGUCCGCAGAGCACCCCCGUGCGCAGAGCUGGGAGACACGGGCAGCUGCUCCGGACCUCGAGGUCCCCGGGAGCCGCCCCUCUGCCACGGGCAAGGCCACUGCUUCCUGGGACUCGGGGUGGGAGGGGCAGCCUCACCUGCGUGGGAGGCACCUCCUUCUGGUUCGUGAUGAGACUGUCGUGUUGCCUUAUUUAUUUUUAAUCUCGUACAAUAUCCACGCACAAACGUCAGGGCCUUUGAGUGGGAUCCUCCAACACUCUGUAAAUAGUGCGCCGGGGGCUGGGGCCGCCGCCGGCCCCCCAGCACGAGGAGAGCCGCCCAGAGCGUUUCCAGCCCCGCUCAGCCGUGCCCCGCCCUCCGGGGCGGUCCCCUGCCCCCGCAUGACCCCGCAUGCCCGUGCCCGCCCUCAGCAGAGCAGAGCACGGCCCCGAACUCCCGGCCCCUCGGUGGCAUCUGCACAGCAGACCCGGCCGGCUGGGCCCGACCUGUCCGCCAGGCACCUGGUGUCGCCGGAAGCAAUAACUAACUCCAUCUAAACGCAGAGACCAGUCUGGCCUGAGCAGACGGCUGGCUCAGACAGGCUGCGUGUGUGGGUUGGCCCAGAAGGAGGGCGCUGUGGGGCGACUCCCCAGCCUCCCGGCCGCCCUGCGCACUGGCUCGGGCAGCCCCUCUGUGGGGCUGGCCGUCUGCACCGGGCUUGGGAGCCCCUGCCGGGUGGUCCCCGGGGCUGUCCCUCCGGCCAGGGUGCCCGUCUCCAUGGUAAACAGGCUGCUGUGGGCCCCGGGCGUCCCCACCCCCAUUCCCGUCCCCUCACAGAACACCGUGCCGUCCUCUCAGCCACCUCGAGGCAGCCUCCUGCUUCUGCUGCCGCUCCGGCAGGAUGAGUGGGCCAGCCCAGACUUGGGGGUCUCCCCAGGACCCGUCUCGGUUCCAUCUGCACCCCCUCCUUCUGCACCGCAAGUCCCCGCGGCCCCGAGUCACAGGUCCUGCCCGAGACACGCGUGCGUGGCUUACGAGCAGACGGGGCGGACCACAAGGUCGCCAUGGCAGCUUUGACCCUGAACACGAGCAGACCAGCGGGUUCCAAGGCAGUGACCCCCAGACACGGACUUCCCCCGUGUCCUACUGGUUCCC